GCUCAUCGGAACAGAGACUCCAGACGCGCAGCGCGGUGGCAGACAGGGCGAGCGGAGCGUCUGUCCCUCUGAUUUUCAUCUGACAAGGAAUCGUUUACCUUUGAUUGCAGCAGAAGCGCCAAGCUGAAUAACCGUUACCGUGUCCCUCUGCAACUUGUCAAGGCAAAGGCAUUUGUUCUCGCCACGCGAUAACGAAGAAGUCGAAGAGGAGACACGGUGUUCGAGACAGACUAAUGUUAGAUGGCAUAAUAAAGACAACCUGAAGGACCUGAGAGCCAUCAUUCGCUCAAAGUGUCAGCAAGGUCAUCUGGCUGAGGGAUGGUUCCCUCUUUUCCUGCCUUCAAUCCACGAUGGAGCUGUCAUAAUGGCUGAAAAAACACUGUAGGACCUUUUGAAGAAUGAACUUUCCAAACCAAUGGAUUGUUUUGAAGGGCAAAGCUGUCAGAGACCAAACAUUAUCACCAACAGUAAAAUCCUUUGGCCUUUCGUCAGUUCGAGGUUUCUGCUUCAGAAGGUAAAGCCAGCUGUGACUUUUCUAGGAGCUGAACUACUGAAGAGUUUUCUCUUCAGCAAAGUUUAAUCAAGUCAUUUUUUGGCAGCUUAGUAUCAAACCACCUGAAACACACACCAGCUACUGGAGGUGACAUGGCUAGAAGUGGAAAUGGAAGCACUGCAAGCAGUAAUCGAUACGAAGUCAAAAAUGGAUGGAAGCUAUCACUCUCAGUCUUCAUAGGCAUGCUUUUCAACGUCAUUCUAUGCUUCGCCCCCCUAAUUCCUUCAAUGAUCAGUGAGCCUGUCUAGCAAAGCCAGUUUUUGUUGCUUUCAAAAACCUUGAAUAACAUUUUCCAAAGUCAAUUUGUCCAGCUACUUUCGGUCACAUAAACAACAUAUUAAGAAAAACAAACAAUAAAAAAGACCCUAUAAGUUGGAGUAAACACUACGAAGAAUCAGAAUUACUGACAAUGUCACAGUGCAAACAGUUACUCUGCAGGUGGUACCACUCCUAUAUGCUCUCUGACCUGCCCUGUGUUUGGCAGAUAACUUCAGAUUGAUUUCUGAUCCCAUGGAUUAACUUUCAAGCUCUUUCACAAAGACCUUUAAGCGUGUCCUUUUGGAGUUUCAUUUCAGAUAAAACUACAACAGAAAACCUUCUCUUGUUUGCAUGAAUCUUUUAAAUUACAUGUAGACACAGGAAGGAUUGUUUUUCUUUUAUUUUUUUAAAUCAAAAUGGCUCCUUCAUGGACAUCAGGAGUUUGGACACUACUGGCAGCACUAACUCUUCUUAGCUGCAAUAUUUUUACCUGGUGUGAAGCCUCAAGGACUAGUGGCACAACAACUUCAGGAGAAAGAGAGCAAGAGCAAGGACCCUCAUCGCUUGAACGUGUAAAGAGAGGAUGGGUGUGGAACCAGUUCUUUGUCGUGGAGGAGUAUACAGGAACAGAGCCUCUAUAUGUAGGAAAGAUCCAUACAGACUCUGAUGAUGGUGAGGGCAACAUCAAAUAUACUAUCUCUGGAGAAGGAGCUGGAUCGAUCUUCAUCAUUGAUGAGCUUACAGGAGACAUACAUGCCACAGAGAGACUAGACCGAGAGGAAAAGGCUUUUUACACUCUUAGGGCUCAGGCCCGGGACCGGCUCUCUAAUGAUCCCCUUGAGCCAGAGUCAGAGUUUGUCAUCAAGGUCCAGGACAUCAAUGACAGUGAACCCAAGUUCUUGGAAGGACCCUAUAUUGGCAGCGUGGCAGAGUUGUCACCCAUAGGGACGUCUGUCAUGAAGGUUACUGCAUCUGAUGCUGAUGACCCAACAUAUGGCAGCAGUGCCAGAGUGGUGUACAGUGUACUGGAUGGAGAAAAGUUUUUCACUGUUGAUAAAAACAAAGGAAUCAUCAUGACAGCAGUGGCAGAUUUGGAUCGUGAGACACAGGAUCGUUACGAGUUGGUCGUCAAGGCAACAGACAUGGCAGGACAAAUGGGUGGUCUCUCUGGCUCCACCACAGUGACUAUAGUGAUCACGGACGUUAAUGACAACCCACCACGCUUUCCACAGAAAAUGUACCAGUUUUCCGUGUCAGAGGGAGCUGCUGUCGGGACACCAGUUGGACGCGUCAUUGCCACAGAUGCAGACAUGGGAGAGAACACAGACAUGAGCUAUCUGAUCACAGAUGGAGGCGAGCUCUUCAAAGUCACUACAGAUAUGGAGACACAGGAAGCUGUUGUCUCCAUCAAGAAGCCGCUGGACUUUGAGAACAAACGGACACACAAUGUUGUUGUGGAGGCGGUUAAUAAGCAUGUGGACCCUCGUUUUGUGGACCUGGGAUCUUUCCGUGACCAGACCAUUGUCCUGGUGAGCGUGUCGGACACAGAUGAGCCACCCAUCUUUUACCCAGCCGAUGGCACUAUCAUGGAAGUCCAGGAGGAUGCCAAAGUAGGAGCCCUAGUUGGAAUUGUUACUGCAAGGGAUCCAGAUGUGAAGAAUAAACCUGUCAGGUUCUCCAUCGAUCGGACUACAGACCAAGAGAUGAUCUUUCAUAUUGAUCCUGACUCUGGUGCCAUCACGCUGGGAAAGAUUUUGGACAGAGAGACUGCAGGCUGGCACAAUAUCACUGUGAAGGCUGUAGAAGCAGAUAACCACACAAUGGCAUCCCAAACAUCAGUGAGCAUUCGGAUACUUGAUGUGAAUGACAAUCCACCUGAACUGGCCACACCAUAUGAAGCCUCGAUAUGCGAAGAUGCCAAGCCAGGUCAGUUAAUUCACACCAUCAGUGUGGUGGAUAGGGACGAGCCACAGACUGGACAUCGUUUCUACUUCAAUCUUGCCCCUGAAGCCUCCAGCAAUCGGUACUUCUCCCUGUUGGAUUUGAAAGACAACACAGCUGGCAUCCGGACUCAGCGGUCAGGCUUUAACCGCCAUGAGCAGAACGUGUACUUCCUGCCUAUUCUAGUGGUUGACAGCGGGCCUCCCUCCCUCAGCUCCACAGGCACCCUGACCAUUCGUGUUUGCGGCUGUGACACAGAUGGAGCCAUCCAGUCCUGCAAUGCCACAGCCUAUGUAAUGAGUGCAGCUCUCAGUCCUGGGGCACUUAUAGCAUUACUGGUGUGCAUGCUUAUACUAAUAGUUCUUGUUUUGCUGAUUCUAACCCUGAAACGCCACAGGAAGGGCCAGAGGAUGACAGAGGACGAGGAGGACAUGAGGGAUAACGUCAUCAAGUACAACGAUGAGGGUGGAGGGGAGCAGGACACUCAGGCAUAUGACAUGAGUGCUCUGAGGAACCUCUAUGACUUUCCAGAGGCCAAGAGCUGUGACUCUGGCCCAGACAUCCGCUCACUGCCACAGUGGAUACAAGCUAAACGAGUGGGUGGCAGCGGCGCAGAGGCAGCUGCUGCGGCAGCAACAGACUUUUCCCUUUUCAAAGGCUACAUUCGAAAGAAGGUGGAGCAGGCUGAUGCUGACCUGUCAGUGCCACCAUAUGACUCCUUCCAGACAUACGCCUUUGAGGGCACCAGUUCGCCGGCGCUUUCGCUAAGUUCCAUUCAUACACUGUCCACCACCUCAGAACAGGAUUUCUCCUAUCUCAGCGAAUGGGGACCACGCUUCAGGCAACUGGCAGGCUACUACGCACCAGGAAACCCUGAGGAGGAAAGGUCCUAGCACAGCUUCUUCUCAGCAGAGACACUUUUAAACACCCUCUUCUUCCUCCUACUUAUCUCUCUCUCCUUCUCACCCUCUGGCAGGCUACUGAGAUCAGAGCCAGUCUAUGUACUCAUUAAAGUCAGAGUACCACCUCUUUAUCUCUUUAGCAAAAUUCCCAGUCUCAGACUUUGAACUCCUUUGAGAAAACUUUGAGAGUUUUUUGGUUUUUUUGCUUUCUUUUUUUUUUACACUUGUUUGUUUUUUCGUGCGUGUGAGAGUUUUAAGAUUUAAAUUCAAAAGCUCUGGUGAUCAUAUGAAAUAAGGAAGAGAAUGAGCGAUAUCUAAAACUGCUAUUUAACCGUGUGCAAAGGGAGAGUUUGUUUCUCUCAGGAAAGAAGAACAUUUCUUUUAAGUUAAAAGACGGACUGUCAGCAUUACAUGGGUGGGGUUAAACCAUGCCAAGGUAAAGUGUCAUGUAUUUAUUUGAUGCCGAAAUAUUUAUGUAUUUAUUUGUUUUUAUGUAUUUAUUUAUUUAUUUAUGCCAUGCUCACUAUGGUAACUACAAGAGUGAACUCUGCUAAAGUGUUAAUGAAAAAGUGAGGGGAAAAGGACAUCAUUAAUCAAACGACACAACAUGGAAGAAAGAAGAACUGCAUUAGCAGGGGAGUCCACACAAUACCAGUGAAGAGAUGACAUCUGGGUCAUAUAAAAUUACAUUCUGGAAGAUAUUUCUAUUUAUUUUCUAUGACCACUUUUGUAAAAUAAUAACCAACUUCAAACAGAUAUACGAAAAGCAAAGGAAACUAGAACAGAGGCAACACACUGAAUAAUAGAACUGCCGAAGAAAACAGCUGCCAGUUUAGUCUGAAUGGCAAAGACUGAUGCACUUUUGCUGUAUUUUAGUGAUUUAUAAAAAAAAAAACAGAGGGGAGUUUAUGGUGACAAACUGAGGAAAAAAAAUGUGUUUUAAUCAUUUCUUAUCCUUUCCACAGCCAUUUUAAGGCAAUAAGGCACAAACCGCAGCAGUGAUUUAAGACGAAACAAAAUGACUGUUUUCCUGGAAUUGGCUGAUGCCCAGCCUUGUCCUACAGGGAGCCAAUCUUUAUUCCAGAUGUGUGUGUGAAUGUGUACAAUAUGUUCAGUUUAUUUCAUAUCCUGAGAUGUUUAAUUUUCCUUUUGACAUUUUAUUUCCUUUGGGGUGAGGGGAGAACGGUUAUGUCUAAUUAAAGAAAGAGUUUUAUGGGAUAAUGUGAUUAAGGAAGUGGUCACAUCCACCUGGUACCCACAGCCUUUUCAGUGUUGACCUUAACCUGCAAAUGUAUGGAAAAUGAAAAAAAAAAAAAGCUAAAUAAAUAUUUGAUUUUUUGGUAAAAACUAC
Messenger RNA from Neolamprologus brichardi, 5005 nucleotides. The record is from RefSeq and is a predicted model, not a curated record. NCBI's taxonomy places the organism in Eukaryota, Metazoa, Chordata, Actinopteri, Cichliformes, Cichlidae.